Micropterus dolomieu (smallmouth bass) is the source of this 1829-nucleotide messenger RNA. Its product is annotated as DNA damage-inducible transcript 4-like protein. The coding region runs from base 210 to 791 and encodes 193 amino acids. Gene Ontology annotation, biological process: negative regulation of signal transduction. Lineage: Eukaryota; Metazoa; Chordata; Actinopteri; Centrarchiformes; Centrarchidae. The transcript is spliced from 3 exons. The record is from RefSeq and is a predicted model, not a curated record. Gene Ontology annotation, cellular component: cytoplasm.
CGGGUCAGCUGAGUAGGAGGAAUGUAUAAAUAUUCCUCUGAACUUUUGUCUGCUGCAGUGUGUUUGUAUGUCUGUGUGUGUGUCGGCGUGAGCGUAUGACUUUAUUUAAGAAAAACCGUCUAAAAUAAUUAUUUUUGCACUAAAUAAUAUUUAAGGCAGCUUUGCUAAAACCACAGGAAGACAGCCCACUCCUGGUGGAAUCAAUCACCAUGGUUGCCACAAGCACAUUGAAGACCAAAAGCAGCGACUGUAUUUCAGAAUUGGUUGACCGAAGAUAUGACCAGGCGUGCAUUGAGAAAGAACUGGAUUUCUGGGAUAACUGCCUGGCUGAGCCCCAGAGGAAUGCAGAUGUCUCGGAGGACAGAACCUGUCAACAGCUUGCGAAGAUGUUUGAAAACUGCCUGUCACAAGCCAAGAAGACAACACUGCACUGCUCCUCUGUGCUGGUACCAGAGAAGCUCACACGCAGAAUAGCUCGCGAAGUCCUGCGGCUUGCAUCUUGCGAACCCUGUGGCCUGCGCGGCUGCGUCCUCUAUGUCCACCUGGAGCUGGACAAGGGCUGCAAGCGGCUGGAGCGCAUUGUGUACGAUGCCACUGUGGUGCCCACGUUUGAGCUAACUCUUGUGUUCAAGCAGGAUGGCAAUGCCUGGCCGAGCCUCCGGGACUUCCUAUUUAUGGGAACCUGCUUUGCCCCGAAUUUCAGGCACGUACUUAAACUGAGUCCCGGUUUCCGGCUGGUCAAGAAAAAACUGUACUCCUCCUCGGCUGGUACCGUGGUAGAAGAGUGCUGAACUAUGGGAGGCAUUGGAGUGGGAUAUCUGGUUUCCCAUGGGUAAACGCACUUCUGCCCAAAUGUAAAUGACACUCCAGUGGUGUCAUAUUUUCUACAGUGUUUUUGUACAAUAUGGUUUGUUAGUUUAACUAGUAGUAGCCAGUCAGUUCAGUUUGGGACUUGGGAUGUAACGUUAAAAGCUUAGGCAUAAAUGAGCCUGAUGGAUCUGGGUUUGGCUUCAGUGUUUCUAAAAGUGCUGUGUUUUUUUUUUUUUGUUUUGUUUUUUUUAUCUGAAACUGUAAUAUUCUGGGUGUUUUCCUAAUCAUGAGCAUUUCAUGUUCCAACACAAUUUUAAAUUGUACAUUUUGCAGAUGAAUGUAAAACCAUGUUCGCAUAAACAUGUUUGAGGGCCAUACUGUGGGUACACUUUGUUAAAGACACUAGCCACUUUGUUGAUGCAUCUGCCUGUUUCCAGAUGCAGUGAAUGUGUUAAACAGUAAACACACCUAGGCUUGAAAAGGAGACUAAAAGGUAGUCCUUGGGGGCCAUAUGUAGCUAGUUGUGUAAUGCUGUAUUUAGGGCUGCGGAUGUUUUUAGGACUGUCCUGUGACGAUGCUGCUGUCAUGGUGUGGGCUUCUCACACUGAGGCAAUGUGGAUGCCUUAAAUGUCAAAGAAAUUUAAAUGUUUUUCACUUGGAUCACAGAGCUAUGUGUAUGUUUAGUGUAAAUGUUUUAUUGCAUUUUUAUUUUUAUACCCCCUCCUACAGAUGCGCCUUUUCAAUGAAGAGCCUUCAUAUAUAGAUUAUUAAAAGGAAGGUUCACCCAAAUGUAAAAGCUUUGUUAUGGAUUUUGUCAUCUGGGAUGUGCAAAGAAAUUACUGGAGGUCCAGCUAGUAAUUUGUGAUUUUUGGUGAAUUCCCUACAGUGUUUGGGGUGGUGUGUGUGGGUUUUUUUUUUCGGUUUUUUUUCUUUUUAUUUUAAAUGCCAUUUGAACUCCUCCUUGACAAAAACUAGGUCUUGUCUAUUAGACAAUAAAAAAAAGUUUUUUUUAACCUCAA